Molecule: messenger RNA, 561 nt
Organism: Triticum turgidum subsp. durum (durum wheat)
Lineage: Eukaryota; Viridiplantae; Streptophyta; Magnoliopsida; Poales; Poaceae
Source: the annotation of a GenBank genome assembly
AUGGAUCAACCAAUCAAGUUACCAUCUUUUAAUGAAAAAGAUGUAGAAUUUGCUCAAAAGAUUUUUCGACUUGGAAGAGACAAUGCCUUAAAUCUAAGGAUAACAUAUGCUAGAGCAGAAUAUCUGAAUCCAACCAUGUAUGAACGGUACCACAAUAUAUAUUUCCGUUCUCCAGAUGGCCAUGGCGAUGAUAAUGAGUAUGACAAUGGGGGGCCAGUUAUUGACUUGGGUGGAAAAGUGGUCGGAAUGGUCAAUGACCCUGAGAGAUUUGAGUCUUUUAUACCUUCUUCCAUUGUGCUCAGUUGUUUGGAUUCAUGGAGGAAAUAUCGGCAUUUCGCCCGGCCCCAUCUUGGAAUGACGUUUAAGGCCAUCGAACUUCUAGAACCUUCUCAUGUUGACAUGUUAUGGCGUAUGUAUAACAUUGAUGACGGUCUUGUUGUUCAAGAGGUGUCAAAAGGAUCUAAUGCUGAGAUACUCGGAAUCCAAAAAGGUGAUGUUAUUGAAUCUAUCAAUGGAAAACGUGUUUCUACAACAAUUGAGGUGGGUGUAUUAAUGAGGUGA